Messenger RNA from Malurus melanocephalus (red-backed fairy wren), 2061 nucleotides. RefSeq names its product plexin-A2-like. Gene Ontology annotation, biological process: regulation of cell shape; semaphorin-plexin signaling pathway involved in axon guidance; regulation of cell migration. NCBI's taxonomy places the organism in Eukaryota, Metazoa, Chordata, Aves, Passeriformes, Maluridae. The record is from RefSeq and is a predicted model, not a curated record. The transcript has 4 exons. Gene Ontology annotation, cellular component: semaphorin receptor complex. The annotation marks the transcript as partial. Gene Ontology annotation, molecular function: protein binding; semaphorin receptor activity.
UGUGAGGGACGUUGCCGGGGCUCAGGACACGCGCGGGGGACGCGGAGCUCGCCUUUCCCAGGAUGGAGCAGAGGAGGAGAUGGCCUCGGGUACUGGACUCUGAUGGCCGGUCAGUGGCUCUGCUCUGYCUCUUCCUGGUGUCACUGUCCCAGAACGUGUCCAGCAACGCCUCGUUCACCACGUUCCACUCGGAGCACCGCGACUGGACGUUCAACCACCUGACGGUGCACCGCGGCACCGGGGCGGUCUACCUGGGGGCCACCAACAGGGUCUACAAGCUCUCGGGGAACCUGACCAUCCUGGUGGCUCACAAAACCGGCCCCGAGGAGGACAACAAAUCCUGCUACCCGCCACUCAUCGUGCAGCCGUGCAGCGAGAUCCUCACCCUCACCAACAACGUCAACAAGCUGCUCAUCAUCGACUACUCGGAGAACCGGCUGCUGGCGUGCGGCAGCCUCUACCAGGGCGUGUGCAAGCUGCUGCGCCUCGACGACCUCUUCAUCCUGGUGGAGCCCUCGCACAAGAAGGAGCAUUACCUGUCCAGCGUCAACAAGACGGGCACCAUGUACGGCGUGAUCGUGCGCUCCGAGGGCGAGGACGGGAAGCUCUUCAUCGGCACGGCCGUGGACGGCAAGCAGGAUUAUUUCCCCACCCUGUCCAGCCGCAAGCUGCCCCGCGACCCGGAGUCGUCGGCRAUGCUGGAUUACGAGCUCCACAGCGACUUCGUUUCGUCCCUCAUCAAAAUCCCCUCGGACACGCUGGCCCUGGUGUCACACUUCGACAUYUUCUACAUCUACGGCUUCGCCAGCGGCAACUUYGUCUACUUCCUGACGGUGCAGCCGGAGACCCCCGAGGGCGUCUCCAUCAACUCUGCCAGCGACCUCUUCUACACCUCGCGCAUCGUGCGCCUGUGCAAGGACGACCCCAAAUUCCACUCGUACGUGUCGCUGCCCUUCGGCUGCGUCAAGGGUGACACCGAGUACCGGCUGCUGCAGGCUGCCUACCUGUCCAAGCCAGGGCAGGUGCUGGCCAGGGCUCUCAACAUCACAGCGCAGGAGGAUGUGCUCUUUGCCAUCUUCUCCAAGGGGCAGAAGCAGUACCACCACCCGCCCGAYGACUCGGCGCUCUGCGCCUUCCCCAUCAGCACCGUCAACACCCACAUCAAGGAGCGCCUGCAGUCCUGCUACCAGGGCGAGGGCAACCUGGAGCUCAACUGGCUGCUGGGGAAGGAYGUGCAGUGCACCAAAGCGCCAGUGCCCAUCGAUGACAACUUCUGCGGGCUGGACAUCAACCAGCCCCUGGGGGGCUCGGUGCCCGUGGACGGGGUGACGCUCUUCACCUCCAGCCGCGACCGCAUGACCUCGGUGGCUUCCUAYGUCUACAACGGCUACAGCGUGGUCUUCGUGGGCACCAAGUCGGGCAGGCUGAAGAAGCUCGUCACCUCGCUGCUCCUGCCACAUUCCCAGCUCCUGCUGGUUCUGCUCCCCAGGAAUUGUCCCAAAGUGGCUGGAAAGCAAAUCCUGCUGGUGCUGCAGCCCCGUGGCUCAAGCCCAGUGACCAUUGGCACCGUUAAACUGACCAUUGGCACCGUUAAACUGACCAUUGGCACUGUUAAACUGACCAUUGGCACCGUUAAACUGACCAUUGGCACCGUUAAACUGACCAUUGGCACUGUUAAACUGACCAUUGGCACCGAUAAACUGACCACUGGCACCAUUAAACUGACCAUUGCCACCGAUAAACUGACCACUGGCACCAUUAAAUUGACCAUUGCCACGGUUAAACUGACCAUUGGCACCGUUAAACUGACCAUUGGCACCGUUGAACUGACCAUUGGCACUGUUAAAGUGACCAUUGGCACCAUUGAACUGACCAUUGCCACCGUUAAAUUGACCAUUGCCACCGUUGAACUGACCAUUGGCACUGUUAAACUGACCAUUGCCACCGUUGAACUGACCAUUGGCACCAUUAAACUGACCAUUGCCACCGUUAAACUGACCAUUGGCACUGUUAAACUGACCAUUGCCACCGUUAAAGUGACCAUUGCCACCCACCCGGGGG